UGAUGCUGCAGCGAGGCGGGCGGGAGGAAAAGAAGAGAGGGGAGGGGUCGCUCCAUCCCCUCGCGCCCACCGAAUCCACUUCUCACAGCGCGCGGGCUGCUGGCGGGAAGGCACGAGAGAAAGAGAGAGAGAGAGAAAGAGAGAGAGAGAGAGUUAGGGAAAAGAGGGGAGGGAGGGAGGGAAAGGAGAGAGCGUUUGUGUGCGUGUCUCCUGUGUGUGCGCGUGGAUUGCACCACCGCAUCCCGUUCACCGUUUCUGCAGGCGGCCAUGCUCUGAUGGAGAGAAUAAAACUGACAACCCUUUCUUUUUCCUCAGAUUUAACCACCGCCGUAUCAUUCCAGAUGUGACUGACAAGUCGUUUUAUGUCGCCUGCAUUGAGUCCUGUGCUGUUCAUCUCGGAGAGACUGUGACACCAUGGCUUUGGUUAUGGAACCUAUAAGUAAAUGGACACCAAAGCAAGUGCUGGACUGGAUGAAAGGUCUGGAUGACUGUCUCCAGCAGUACGUGAAGAGUUUCGAGCGGGAGCAGAUGGGGGGAGAGCAGCUGCUGCACAUCACCCAUCAGGAACUGGAGGAGCUGGGCGUCACCAGGAUAGGACAUCAGGAGCUCAUCCUGGAAGCUGUCGACCUUCUCUGUGCCCUGAACUAUGGUCUAGAGACAGAGAACCUUCGGACUCUGUCCCACAAGCUGAACGCUUCGGCGAAGAACCUACAGAACUUCAUCCUGGGCCGGCGGAGGGGCGGACACUACGAUGGACGAGCUUCCAGGAGGCUACCCAAUGAUUUCCUCACUUCAGUUGUGGAUCUGAUUGGUGCAGCUAAGAACCUGCUAGCCUGGCUUGACAGGUCUCCUUUUGCCAGUGUGACAGAGUAUUCAUUACUGAAGAACAACAUCGUGCAGCUCUGCUUAGAAUUAACUACCAUUGUACAACAGGAUUGCACGGUGUAUGAGACAGAGAAUAAGAUUCUCCAUGUGUGUAAGACCUUAGCAGGGAUAUGCGACCACAUCAUCUCUCUGUCGUCAGACUCUCUGGUCUCUCAGUCUGCCCACCUGGAGGUGGUUCACCUUACCAGCAUCAUGCCCAGUGAAGGGCUGGGGAUGUAUAUCAAAUCAACAUAUGAUGGACUCCACGUUAUCACCGGAACCACAGAGAAUUCUCCAGCAGACCAGUGUAAGAAGAUCCAUGCAGGGGAUGAGGUGAUCCAAGUCAACCACCAGACAGUGGUGGGCUGGCAGCUGAAGAAUCUGGUCAACGCUCUGAGAGAGGACCCAUGUGGAGUCAUCCUCACGCUGAAGAAAAGGCCCCAGAACACCCUGAGCUCCACGCCGGCUCUGCUCAGGAACGUCCGCUGGAAACCACUGGGCCUGCAGCCGGUCCCCACCAGCCCCACCAGCACCUCUCCUACACCCGGUGGAACUUUGGGAAUGUCCAAAAUGGACGCCCCCAGCAUGCAGGACGUCUAUAUCCUAUCUCCUGUCUCUGGACUCUACAGCACCAGGGAGGAGCUGGGUCUGAUGUCAUGUGACGACAUAAGCCGCUACAGCGUGGGCUCCCAGUCCGGCUCCAAAGGUUCAGAAGCAGUCAGCUACUACCUGGACCAGGACAGUGGUCAGUUCUUCUCCCUGCUAGAGGGAGACGGGCCCCCAGGGCCUGACUACGACAGGGGCCGCAAUACGGGGGUUCGCCGGCGGGACAAGACCCCCACCCAUGGUGACCUCAGGCCUGUUUCCAUGCCUCCCGAAUAUAACUGGAUGGCCGAGGCCAAGGAACCCAGCAUGGGCAAGAGAGGGAGCCGAGAUUCAGACAAUUCCCUGCUGCGUUACCUUAGCGACGACAAGAUCUUGGUAAUCGAGGAGGAGCCCGAGGGUCCGGGCAGAGAAAGCCGGCGGGAUUCAACCAGACGCUCUCGGCGCAAGAGCCGCAAUCCCAGCAGCCCCAGCUUUCCCAUCAGCCCCUCCAUGCUGUCCUCCACCCUGCGCCUAGACCAGCCACCUGAUGCUUUGCCUCGAGGUGCGGACACGCUGCGAGCAGACACAACAGACAGGUACUCCGGCUCAGGAAGCUCAGGAGCGGCCUCCAUGAGGAAGUCUUUCCAUUACACCUCUCUAAGAACGAAAACCAAAAAGCGAAGUAAAGGUUCCCUCACUAGCGCCAGUCGAAGGAGAAUUUCCUGUAAGGACCUGGGCCACGGUGACUGUGAGGGCUGGCUGUGGAAAAAGAAGGAUGCUAAAGGUUACUUCACCCAGAAAUGGAGGAAGUACUGGUUUAUUCUCAAAGAGUCCUGCCUCUACUGGUACACCAACCAAAAUGAUGAGAAAGCUGAGGGCUUCAUCAGCCUCCCAGAGUUCAGAAUAGACCGAGCCAUAGAGUGCAGACGGAAAUUUGCCUUCAAAGCCUGUCAUCCAAAAAUCAAGAGCUUCUUCUUCGCCACAGAUUGUCUUGAGGAAAUGAACAGGUGGAUGAACCGGCUGGGGCUCGCUGCUAUUGGCUACACACCAGAUGACAAGGUGCCACGCCCUGAUGAAGACUACUGGAGUGAGAGUGAUCAGGACGAGGUCGAUGGCUCAAUGACGCUCAAACAGGAGGGACCCUCAUCCCUCUGUGAUACUUAUCACCGCACACCAUCAGCCAACCUCCUUCACAGUUAUGACCAGUUGCCCCGCUCAGUCAGCUCCAUGAGCCUCAUGCGCUCCACUCCGUCCCCACUCCCUCCACCAAUGAGUGCCUCCACCUCCCCCAUCCCUCCACAGAUGGUCUCUUCCACCUCCCCUCUCCCUCUCCAGGUAAAUUCCUCUAGCCCCUUCCCGGAGCCAAAGCACGGGCGACAUUUCUCCAGUGAAUCCACGCACUCCCACUCCUCGGCCGAGGACCAGCGUGGAGAUGGCAUGGGCAUGGGCACGGGCACAGGCAGCACCAGUACCCACUCGUCAGGCUGCCGUUCUACCCAUCGUGAGCGGCGCUCCUGGCAGGACCUCAUUGAGACCCCUCUCACCAGUGCAGGGCUGCACUUCCUCCAAACGGCACCGGGGGAGAGUGAUUAUGGAGGCCUAAUGGGGAGCAUGGUUGGAGAGAUGGGGCUGUACGGAGGGCUGGGCAGACAGGGCAUGUCCCCGGAGAGACGCAGGCAGGCCACACUUCCCGUACGGAGACACCACGCUGCAGAGAGAGACAGGGAGAGGGAUGGGCCCUUCCCUCUGGAGCGAGGUCCACACUCACACAGCCACACACACCGACGCUCUCACAAGCAGCGCAGCCAGAGUCUGCCCAGGAACAGGGACCCGAUGCUAGGAAAGCUGUUACACACCUCAGCUCAUAUGGAGGAGAGGAGCGAGGAUGAGGAGGCAGAGGGGCAGGCUGCAGAUAUACUCCAGGGUGAGGAUGCUGUGAAUGUCACUCUUACUGGUCCUCUCCUGGAUGUCCCAGACCUGCGGGAGUUGAGAGUUGAGAGCAGAGAGAGGAGGGUGUCGGAGGGAAGGGAGCGGCGGGUUUCAGAAGGACGGGAGCCCGAGCCGUUGGACGGGCUAGAGCAGCUGUACCGGGCCCUGGAGCAAGCUAACGUGACGGCCCUAGGAGACCCAAGACCCUGCAGCAGACAGGAGCUUCGACGUUGUUUCACCCAGAGAGCCAGGGACCCUCUGCUCAACGACAGGCUGCACCGGGUCCGAGCCCUCCGCAGCACCUUGAAGGCCAAAGAGUCCGAGCUGGCAGUAAUCUGUGCCCUACUGGAGGACCCUGGCCUGUGCUCCCAGACCUUCAGAGAGUGGAAGCAGUGGCACAGCGAGCUCUACUCAGACAUCUGCCAGCUCAGUCCCGGCACCAACGGCCAGGACGACCUCUCCCCGCUGGGCGCACCUCUCAUGACCCACACACACUCCUUCAUUGAGACACAUGUGUGAGAAAGAGAAGAGAAGCAAAGACUGAACUGAUAUAUAAACACUCAUUUUCACACACAUACACACACGGCACACACACACACACACACACACACACACACACACACACACAGUUUUACAUUAGCUGAAUCCUCUCUCCUGAUCACGACUCUGAGCACGCACUCACAC
Molecule: messenger RNA, 4062 nt
Organism: Dicentrarchus labrax (European seabass)
Lineage: Eukaryota; Metazoa; Chordata; Actinopteri; Moronidae
Product: connector enhancer of kinase suppressor of ras 2
Exons: 24
Coding region: 415-3897 (1160 amino acids)
Biological process (GO): regulation of signal transduction
Cellular component (GO): membrane; cytoplasm
Molecular function (GO): protein binding
Source: RefSeq, a predicted model, not a curated record